GCCCCUCCUGUAUGCUUUUUGCAUUAAGCAUUAGCUCUAAAAAAAAGAAAGAAAAUUCCUCUUCUUAGAUCUGUAGAUUAACUCGUCGUUUAACACAAGUUUCUAUAAUUAUCCCCCUUCACGGGUGAAGUCCUGGCGAAGGAGGGAGGACAUAGCUAUUCGCAUUCAGCUCUGGCCUACACGUUCAGUGAGUGUGCUGAGCUCUGUACCCAUUGGCCUUGGAUUACGCUGAAGAAUAGGCGGUCCGUAUCGUAGAUUCGGCUUUGCGAGGGCUCGGAACUCUAAGUGUGAUGUUUCAUCGCGAUUUCUUUGUUUCUUGUCUCAAGAUAGAUAAUAUGAUUCGCCAGUCUAGUGAGAGUUUAGUACAGCAUAAGUUCGUCUCAGAAGCGAGGCCGUCUCAUUUCCCUGGCCAAGUUGCCCUUUCUUUGUCCCGAAUCCUCAGCAUCUGGUGGAGCUGGGGUUCGUAAUACUUAGGCUUACGAACGACAGGCGAUCGGGGCAAGGCCACGCACUUCCGAGAGACGUUGAAGGCAAGUGGUGGUUUGGAAGAUGUCUUAUCAGGGGUUCGCCGAAACCGUCGUUCUGGCAGGUACAGUAAGUCGAGAAAGCCACCCAGAAGAAUUUCUAGGGCCAGCUUCUUUUAGUGCGUUAAGCAUACCAACACCUAAACAUAGACAACCGAGCAUGGAGUGUUGCUAAGUGUGGAGUAUAGAUUCUCUGCAUCAAUUGUAAGUCAUUCUCGACUAUGAAAGUCGGACGAAGAUGGUGGGCAUUGUAGCAAAGGCAAGCGGUAGUGCCGCUUAUUUCCUUUUCGGGAAGUCACUGUGCCGCUGUCCCCUCGACAAGGACUGACUCUCUUUCAAAAAAAAAAGUAAACCAUUAGCCUUGGAUUGGGGUGGAGAAAGAAGCCAGAUAUGGAUUAGAGCCCAGGAACAUGGAUGGAGAGGAUAUCUAAGCGAAGAGGCCAGCUCCAGCAGUGAAAUGUCGACAAUCAAUGUUACCUCAAG
Molecule: messenger RNA, 1007 nt
Organism: Aspergillus welwitschiae
Lineage: Eukaryota; Fungi; Ascomycota; Eurotiomycetes; Eurotiales; Aspergillaceae
Exons: 1
Coding region: 291-467 (58 amino acids)
Source: RefSeq, a predicted model, not a curated record